Messenger RNA from Miscanthus lutarioriparius, 969 nucleotides. The record is from the annotation of a GenBank genome assembly. Lineage: Eukaryota; Viridiplantae; Streptophyta; Magnoliopsida; Poales; Poaceae.
AUGGAAGCUCAGGUGGCGCGGCUGCAGCCUCCCACCAUGUCGCCGUUCGCGCCGCUGCCGCACAACACCUGCAAGCACGGCGUCCACCACCACCUCACCACGACGAAGACGACGACAGGGAUGGCCGCCACUUCCGGCAGCACCAACAAUGUCUCCACGGGUGCGGCGGCCGACAUGGCCGCCUACCUCCAGCAGCUGCAGGACGCCGCGGCCGCCGCCGAGGCGGCCAAUAAGAGCAACAGCACCGGCAACGACGCGACCGGCGGCGCGGCGCGCGGGGAGCAGUGCCCGCGGUGCGCGUCGCACGACACCAAGUUCUGCUACUACAACAACUACAACACGUCGCAGCCGCGGCACUUCUGCCGCGCCUGCCGCCGCUACUGGACGCUGGGCGGCUCCCUCCGCAACGUCCCCAUCGGCGGGUCCACGCGCAAGCGCCCGCGCCUGGCGCACCACCACCAGCACCAGCAAGCCAGGCGCGCUCCGGCGGCGGCGCACGUCUUCGGCGGCCUCGGCCUCGGCGCUGGCGCGGCUCCGCCGAUGAUGAUGCCUCCCCUGCAGCCGUCGUCGUCGUCGUCGCAGGGACAGGGCGGCAGCCUACUCGGCUCGCUGUUCGCGCUCGGCGCCGCGGGGCCGCUGCUGGAAGGCCGCGGCGCAGGCUCGUCGUCGUUCGACUUCGACCUCGGGCUCAGGCUCCCGACAACCGGGCCCUUACACCUGGGCGCGGGCGCCGGCGAGGCGGUGGCCGUGCAAAUGCAAGGCCUCGGGCUCAGGGGAGGUGGUGGCUCCGCAGCCGGGUCGUCGUCGUCCUUCCUCUGGCCCGCGGGGCUGCUGCUGGACAACGACAGCGUGGACACGUGGAAGAUGCCACCAGGCGCCGGUACGGGUUCAAUGUGGCCGGACUUCUCCGCUGCUACGGCGGCGCCACAAACCGGCGGGAUGUUGCAUGGCGGGGGCCACCUGAUGUGA